This is a messenger RNA of Centropristis striata (black sea bass), 6426 nucleotides long. RefSeq names its product PH and SEC7 domain-containing protein 1-like. Gene Ontology annotation, molecular function: phospholipid binding; guanyl-nucleotide exchange factor activity; protein binding. The record is from RefSeq and is a predicted model, not a curated record. Lineage: Eukaryota; Metazoa; Chordata; Actinopteri; Perciformes; Serranidae. Gene Ontology annotation, biological process: regulation of ARF protein signal transduction. Bases 15 to 2156 code for a protein of 713 amino acids. The transcript is spliced from 14 exons.
AAGAAGAGGAGGAGAUGGUGAGCUGGGCCAGUGUGAGGAUGCAAGGAGACAACAGGAAGCAGCAGUUUGCAGCUCAGGAGGAACCAGAGGUGUUCGGACACCUUCUGAAGAGACCGAUGGAGACGUUUUUUGACAGCCACCAUCCGGCCCUAAAGUCGCCCAUCCUGGUCUCCGGACCGCGAUGCGCUGCCGAGGACACCUUCAGCCGCCACUUUGAAAGCAUCAUGGAGUCUCACCGGGCCAAAGGCACGUCCUACAACAGCCUGGACAGCGAGGAGCUGCUGACCUCCAGCACCCAGACUGUGCUGACCUUUGACCUGCCCACGCUGACCCCCGCCAUCCACGCACCGGUCUGCCAGAGUGCCAGGCAGAUAGUGCAGCUCAGCUUCGCCCCACUGGCUCACGACGAGAGGCCCAGCAUCUCUGACUCCAUCUUCACCGUGACGGGGGACUCGGACGCCACCAGAGCGCCGUCCAGCGAGCGGCUGAGCAGCGGCUCGGACGACACGCCACCGCGAGGACGAGGAGUGUGUUCACAGCUGGGCAGCAGCUGGUACAGCAACCCGUCCUUCUCACUACCGAGCAGGGACAAGGCCCGCCUGGCGACAGACUCCGAGCUGGACCAGGACCUCAGUGAGCGGCUGGGCCUGGGCAGCAGCGAGACGCUCACCAAUGGCAGCCACCGCGCCGACAUGGCGGCCGCCAGACGUUUGGCCAAACGUCUCUUCAACCUGGACGGCUUCAGGAAGUCUGACGUGGCGCGUCACCUCAGCAAGAAUAAUGACUUCAGUCGUAUGGUAGCAGAAGAGUAUCUGAGUUUCUUCAACUUCACCGGCCUCGCUCUGGACCAGGCGCUGCGGACAUUCCUGCGGCAGUUUGCUCUGAUGGGAGAGACUCAGGAGAGGGAGCGGGUGCUGUCACACUUCUCCAAGCGUUACUUGGACUGCAACCCAAAAGUCAUGCCGUCAGAGGAUGCAGUUCACACCCUCACCUGUGCCCUUAUGCUGCUGAACACAGACCUGCAUGGCCAAAACAUCGGUAAGAGGAUGUCGUGCACGCAGUUCGUCGGCAACCUGGAAGGACUGAACGACGGCCAAGACUUUCACAAGGAUCUGCUCAAAGCGCUCUACAACUCAAUCAAGAACCAGAAGCUGCAGUGGACGCUUGACGAGGAAGAGCUGCGGAAGUCGUUCUCUGAGCUCGGGGACAGCCUGUGUGAGUCCACCGCCUCACGCUCGCUGAAGGGGGAGGGCAGCGGAGAGAAGCCCCUCGCCGACGAGACGCAACCCACCGGCUCGCUGCUCUACAAGAACGGCUUCCUCGUCAGGAAAGUCCACGCCGACUCGGACGGGAAGAGAACACCGAGAGGGAAGCGAGGCUGGAAAACCUUUUACGUCAUCCUGAAAGGGCUGAUUCUCUACCUGCAGAAGGGGGAGUACAGGCCUGAUAAACAGCUAUCAGAGGAGGACCUGAAGAACGCCGUUUCCAUCCACCACUCGCUCGCCAUGAAGGCGUCAGACUACAGCAAGAGGCCCAACGUCUUCUACCUGCGCACCGCCGACUGGAGGGUCUAUCUCUUCCAGGCACCGAACGCCGAGCAGAUGCAGUCCUGGAUCACGCGGAUCAACACGGUGGCCGCCAUGUUCUCCGCUCCUCCGUUCCCAGCAGCCAUCGGCUCGCAGAAGAAGUUCAGCCGGCCGCUGCUGCCGGGGACCAUGUCCAAGCUGCCCGAGGAGGAGCAGAUCAGGUCCCACGAGUCUCGGUUCAGGUCUCUCUCCACUGAGCUGGCUGAGUUGCGCUCCUACCCUCCCGACCGUAAGGUCAAAGGUCGCGAGCUGGAGGAGUACCGGCAGCGAGACGAGUAUCUGGAGUUUGAGAAAACUCGCUACGGGACCUACGUCAUGCUCCUGAGAGCUAAGAUCCGGAGCGGCGAGGAGGACCUGUCCGUGUUCGAGUCCCAGCUGCUGGAGGACAACGGGCUGCAGCGGGCGCACUCCAGCCCCACGCUGCAGGACAGCAGCCAGGCCAGCCAGAUCAGCCAGACCAGCAGCACCACCCGGGACGGAGGCAACAGCAGCAAGGCCAGCGGCUGCAGCGGCAGCAAGCCGCGGCAGGAGGGCCAGAGACACAGCUACCGGCAGGCCGUCAAGAAGUGAGACGGGGCGGGGGCGCCGGGAGCGGCACAGCGUUGCACUGCCAGCGGCAGGCUGUCUCCCUGCAGAGGUUUUUAUUUGAGAUCCAGGAGGGUUUGGAGCUCUGCUUGAAGGGGGAGCAGGAGUGAGGGGGAACCCCCCCACGCCCUUCCCCCCAAACCACGACGCCCUACCCGGCACCCCAAUCUCCUCAUUGAACGGAGGAGGUGCAGAUCCUGUGAGAGACGCCGGCGAGGACGUUGGUGGCGACUGGAGGUCACAGAUCUGCAGGAGGAGGUGUCUGUGGGUGCAGCAGCCUGCAGCGAGGUGGAGAGAAGAGCAAUAGGGACGAACAUCCAGCAUCUUAUCUUUUCUCCCCUUUUCUUCUUUCAAGGCACCUCUCCGGACUCGUUCUCACACCUUUUUCUUUUUCUUAAGACUCUCACUCAGUUUUUUGGGACCAAACAUUUUCACAUGUUAAGCUGACUGAUGACGACUUGAUUUCAGUUGGAUUUGCUACCGACCGACCUGCGCUGUAACAGUCUCAGUCUUCAUGGAGCCAUUUUACAUUCCAGCUCCUUGUUUUUUUUCCGCCGUGGUGCGUUCACAUUCCACACAGGAGCGAGACAUUACAGCUUUUCAGCUCCUACUUCACUGAAGGUGGUAUCAAGUCUGUGCACAACACGUCGUGCUGAGCGGCUGCAGGACACGAUGAGACGAGCAGCUUCUUCUUCUCUGGCGUCUGAUCGAGGCGUCAGUUGAACUUCUCCUGAUAUGCAGCAACUGCAUCUCAUCCAGAGCUCUUUUCUUUUCUUUCUUUUUCUUUUUGUUGCUCUACUUGAACAGGAGAUAUCUUUGCUUUUGGCUUCUGUCCCGUGGUGUGCUUCUGUUCUCUUUCUAUUUCUCGGCCGAAUGUUGUUUUUCUCCAGUGAUCCGCAUGCCUGCAUCCAGCACUGCUUCUUUUAGGCCUUUUACUACUUUGAGGGCAAAUCUGAGAGCGGCUAACGUUGCUUUCUGGGGUCGUUAUUCUCCUCAUGCCGGUGCCAUCCCCGACACGUGUAACCUGCGUCUGUACCUAUAGCCUCUCAUUUAUAAAACCCUAUUUUAACACUCACCAGGCAGACCCUGAAUGUUCUUGUUUUUUCAAUAUUUUUACAGUAUUUUACAGUCGUUUGUUGAUGUUAUUCCUCCUGUGUACGUCAAGUGUAUAUGAUGAAAUAUGAUAUUGAAAAUGUAAAAGGAAAAUAUGUUAUCCAUACUCUUUGUAAACAUCCAGGAUGUGUUGUAUAUAUAUAUAUAUAUAUAGCGCGCCAUCGGCUUAUAUUGUAGGAUAUAUGACGUAUAUAUAUUUACAAUAUAUUCAAACACACUAUUGUGAAGAUGCAUUAAUCAAAAAGUUUCUUCUUGUAAGUCUCAAAAAGCGCUACACGAUAAUCAUGUUGUUGUUGUUUUUCUUUUCUUACAUGGUGGUAAUAAUUCAGCACAAUAUGAGUAUUAUAGUGUAUCAAAGAUUAGUAAGUGAUCAGAGGGAUUAAAAAGAAGCUAGAGACAGAGACAGCGCAUGGUUGGCUCACAGCAUGACUUUAAAGGGAUCAGGGUUGUUGAGAUGCAUGAAACAGGUGGAGAAUGUAAUAAAAUAAGGCAGGAGGGAGGGAGGAGGGCGGCCUGGUUUGGUUUUGGUAGCCAUAAACGCCUCAUAGCAUUAGAUAGGCCUGUCACGAUAACACAUUUUUUAAGACGAUGUAUUUUCCCAGAAACUAUCAUGAUAAACGAUAGUGUCGUUGAUGUCGUUUUAGGACCAUUUUAUACCACUGAUAUACUGAUAUUAGAGCAUAAUAAUCCAAAACAUCCUUUUAAAUAUUAAAAUAUCCUACAAAAAUAAUUAAACUACAAUCAAAACAAAUAAAAUACACUCUCAAUCAUGAAAAUUAUCUCAUCCUUCGCUUUUCUACUAUCUUCCCAUCUUCACUUUUCCUUCUUUUACCUCGGUCUGGUUAUUUUUUUAAAAUAAAUUGUUGAUACUGUUGCCAUAGCAACACCUUUUAAACAGCAAUCAUCUUUAAAAUCUCAAUAUUAAACAUUGGAAUUGAAUUGUGGAAAAGACAUAUUAAAAUAUCCUACAUAAAUAAAACAUAAAUAAUUAAACUACAAUCAAAACAAAUAAAAUAGACUCUCAGGCUCUUUUUAAAAAAAAACGCAUUGAGAUUAAACAUUUUUAUCCAUCUUAUUUAUUUAAUUAUAUAAUUUUAUAUUACAAAUAACAUAAACAGCUGGAAUGGCUGCUUGGGAAACAUGUUUUUUUUGGGGCAAUUUGUACUGCCUGUAAAACAUUUCAACAAUACUUUAAACACAACACAAAAAAAUUUAUGUAAACGACGAUAUAUCGAAUCCAGAAAAAACGAUCGUGUCCAUUUAAUAUAUCGAACGAUAAGUCGAUAUAGUAAUUAUCGUGACAGGCCUAACAUUAGAGCCAUUUUCUACUCAGGCUUUUGAGCGGCUGCAGUGCCGGCGUCCGACCAGCAGGGGGAGCGUCACGUCUCAGCCAUAACCACACCUGCUGCACCUGCAGUCAAUAUGCAUGGCCUCUCACCUGGCAGGUGGGGUGGGGAUCUGCAGGGCUAAAUGACAAAAACACACCUGUUUGUAUUAAAUGUUUGUUUGUUUGUUUUUGGAGUGUGUGCAUGCUGCGGCUGCGCUGUCUGUCUGAUGCUUCUCUCAUCGUUUCCCACGUUGUUUACGCUCAGUGUGAACUUGUUUAUUUUUGGAGCACAUGAUUUAAUAUUCAGCGUCGUUGCCUCUAAAUCACGUUCUGCCUGCAGUUUUAGAGCUGAAAUGUUGAGUCGAUUAAUCGAUUAGUCGAUCGUCAGAAAGUUAUAUUUUAGUUUGAGUCACUUUUCAAGCAAAAAAGGCCAAAAUAUUUACUUUUUUCUCUGUCUGAUGUCACAGUAAAAUUCAUAUAUUUUAUGUUUUGGACAAUUUAAAAGACAUUUAUGAUUGUUUUUAACAACUUUCUGACAUUCUUUAUCAACUAAACGAUUAAUCGAUAUUUAAAAAUAAUCAGUUUUUAUCUCAUCCUCUGCUUUCUUCUCUUCCCAUCUUCGAAUUUUUUUUGUUGUUUUUUAAAGAAAAUGUUGAUAUUGUUGCCAUAGCGACACCUUUCACCACUGAUGUAACUCGCUCUGAAUUUAUUAUCAGACUGUUUAUAGAAGCCAGAGGGGGAAGAUUGUGUUCUGAUUCAUUCAUUUAAAUCACGUUAAUAUCAAUAUUUCAUACAUUUGAAAGCACUUCUCUGGUUUUAUUCUGGUAUCUCACAUUUAUUUAUUAUUUUUCACACUAUCACUUCUGUUUAUUUCUGACUGUAAAUCACCUUUCAAAUCCAUAACUGAAACGUUUGUAACUAGAAGGGCUCCGCAGACACCAGCCAAGGCCGUCCUUGAUCUCAGUGUUAACAAAAGUAAAAAAUUAUUUGUGUAAGCAUCCUCGUAGUAAAUGUUUCCUCCUCGGCCCUUGCUGCUCCAAACCAGGUUUGAGGAAAAUCGGGUGAGAAGUUUUUCCAUAAUCCUGCUGACAAACAAACAACAAAACAAACAAAACAUAAUCAACAUUUAGCACAAAUUUACACACCUGACAGAACAAUCUCACCACCCAGCAGCUGUUCUCUUCUGGAGCUUUUGAUCGUAUCAAAUGAUCUUCAUCAGCUGACAAAAUUAUCCAGUUUUUUAUCAAAAUUAUGUAAUUUUAAUUUCUUUUUUUGUUUUUUGCUCCUGACAACAAGUCGAUCAACAAGGAAAUUGAUUGUUCAUUAAUUUUUCAAAAAGAGAUGUCAAAACAUAUUCUGGUUCAAGCUCCACAAAUAUGAAGAUUUUCUGCUUUACUUAUAACAUAUAACAUAUAAGACAGUAAAUUAUUAUAUUUUGAUUUUUGGAGCAUUGGUCGGACAAAAGAUCUCACCUCCGUCUGUCAGAAAUUGCAUUUUUCACUAUAUAUACACUUUUGUUAUUAAUUGUUUAAUCAACAUAUUAUUCAACAAUAAAACCAGUAGAGAGCAGACCAAGUUCCAACUUUCAGGAGCGUUCACAUGAUUUUUUUAGUUUCAGAUUUCUAUUUAUACAUACGAACAUACUUUAAUACAUGAGGAAACAAAAUAUACCGUAAGGAAACAGUGCACAAGUUAAAAAACAUAGUUGAGAGAUCAUUUUCCCGAUUAUUCCGAUACUACAUGAAUGGAGCACAAAUAUCCUAUUUUGCAACGUUAACAAAAGGAAAAAAAACAUUCAUAUAUCUGCUACAGAUU